AUGACUUGUUCAAUUGAAGCCGGUAUGAUCCUUUCAAGAAACAGAGUCAAUGCCCGACGUAUCAUUAUCCUCAGCUUCUACGCACUUUCUAUUGUAAGUUUUUGAAUUAUGAGGUAUGGAAAUUUUAGACGAAAUGUCACAAAAUUUAUUGGAUGGCGUUUUUCAUUAUACUUUACAUAAUUUUUAAUGGAAAAUAUAACGAAAAACAUAUCUUAUAUUAGCUAAAAUACUGUUUUUAAACUUUUUUUAAAAAUAUUUUUGACAAAAUGUCACAAAAUUAAAAAAAUGACGGAAUGUCAAAAAAUUAUUGGAAAAUGAAUUUUGUGUAAUUUAGUUGUAGAUAGGAUAUAAAACACAUAUGUUGCGUAAUUUUUACCUUUUAGCAUAUUUUAAGCUAUGUGACGAAAUGCCACAAAAAUUAUCGAUUUAAAAAAUAACCUCAAAUUACUAAAUAAUACCAACUUUUCAGCUCUUAUCAGUCCUCCUCUUCUUUUUCGCCGGCAUCUACUGCCGUUUGGGCUACUGCACCAUCACGUGGACUGAGCAGAACCGGCAGUACGCGCAGGCAAGUCCAGUAAGGAUUUCGGAAGUUGUUCUUUUUCUAACUCAUUCCAUUAACUUUUGGAAUUUUUGUUGAUAAAUUCCAAUUUCCGACUUACCAACCUGUUCAUUAACUGUCGUGCUUGUGUUUUCUUUGUUUGCUGUGUUUGGGUUUUUGAAGGUUUUUGCGUGUUGACGGAAUGUCACAAAAUUAUUGGAAAAUUGGACGGAAUGUCACAAAAUUAUUGGAAAUUUAAUUAUGUCUUUUAAUUACUUUGUGACACCUUUUGUUAUAAAAAAAUGUUUAAAUUAUGUAUUUUUGACUAUUUUCAACCAUUAUAUCCUAAAAGUCAAAAAUUAGACGAAAUGUCAAAAAAUUUAUUGAUUUCUAAAAUUUGUUAAAAGGGAAUAGUAUUUUUGGUGCUGUGUGAUCUUUGAUGAGAUAAUACUGACAAAAAAAACUAAAUUUAAAAAUUUCAGAUAUUCCCCAUGUUUGUGGCGUGUUUAACACUACUAUUGUCAUUAUCAUGGUUAAUAUCCAACUCAUGCUACACUGACUCGCCUUGUAUGCAGGAUUACAAUUGUUUGGUAUGAGAUAAAUUAAUAUUUGUAUACUUUUUGAUAAAAAAUUUUCUAAAUUUCUUUAUUUUCGAUACAAAAUCGGUAUUUUUCAUUCAUUUGUCACCUAAAAUAUCAAAAGUUUUUGGUCAAGAUCAAUGAGUUUAAAAAAUUUAAGAUAAACUCUAAUGACCGUGUUUUUCUUUUUUAAUUACUUGACAUAAAACACGUUUUAUAGCCUAAAUUAUUUACUGAUUUAUAGGAAAUGCCAACAGCCGUCUUCUGCUCAUUAAUGGCAGGGAUUUGUGCGGUAAUUGAGAUACACUACAGUUUUGAUUACAGUUACAGCUACUGGAGUGAAAAGUGGACAUUUGCGGCUGUAAGUUACCUGUUUUAUAAUGCAUUGCCCUACCCUACCCUACCCUACCUUACUCUACCCUACCCUACCCUACCCUACCCUACUCUACCCUACCCUAUCCUACAAUACCCUACCCUAACUUACCCUGCCCUGCUAGUUACCCUACCUUACGUUCUUGUACUCUACCUUAACGUUUUCUAUCUUGCUUUACGUUACUGUAUUCUACCGUAAUUUUUUCUUUAAUUUACCUUACUUUAUCCUACCCUUGUAUAACAUAUCCUACCCUACCCUUCUUUAAACCCCUCCGCCCUACUCUACAUUAACCUACUUUUCCUAUCAUAUAAUACACGAACUCACAUUAUCUUGCCCUAUAUAAACCUUUUACAGUAAUAAAACUAUUAUACUAUUUAGGCCGACGCAGUAGCCAUGGUAUUCUUGCACGCCGCUAUAGCCUUUGCUUUAACGUGA
Molecule: messenger RNA, 1924 nt
Organism: Bursaphelenchus okinawaensis
Lineage: Eukaryota; Metazoa; Nematoda; Chromadorea; Rhabditida; Aphelenchoididae
Source: the annotation of a GenBank genome assembly